This is a messenger RNA of Betta splendens (Siamese fighting fish), 715 nucleotides long. Its product is annotated as protein shisa-like-2B. Lineage: Eukaryota; Metazoa; Chordata; Actinopteri; Anabantiformes; Osphronemidae. The transcript has 3 exons. Bases 1 to 513 code for a protein of 170 amino acids. The record is from RefSeq and is a predicted model, not a curated record.
AUGAGCGCUCGAUGCGGCAGCUACUACAGCGCCGACGGCGCGUUCGUGGACGCGUUCUUCUGCCCCAAAGCGGGAAACUCGGCGGCCGCCGUCUACUGCUGCGGAUUCAAUGACGUGAAAUACUGCUGCGACGACCCCAACAGCUUUUUCCCGUAUGACUACCGGUACAUGUGGUGGCUGAGCAUCGGCGCUCUGGUGGGUCUGUCCAUCGCAGCAGUGGUCCUCCUCGCCUUCCUCGUCACGGUGUGCGUCCUCUGCUACCUCUUCAUCGCCACCAAACCCAGUCGCCUUGACAACGGCCUGCCCCUCAGAGCACCAGCAGGAGGCUCCGGUGACGCGUGCAGCCAGGCGACGGCUGCCGCCGCCGCCGCCGCCACCGGUCCGCAGGGGUUCAGAAAACACUUUGUGAGCAGGAAGCUGGACUGCGAUAACCAGCGGUCGGACCCCGAGCCCCUGUUCCAGAGGUGCUUCACAGCCACGGUCACCGGUGUGCAGGUGGAGAGCCCUUUAUAGCCCAGCAGCCCGGAGAUCAACACAGCCACUGUAUCAGGAAGAUCACUGUGAGGCUGACGUGACGCGGACUGGACUCAUGAAGUUGCCUUGAUGUUUUGUUACAUGCACAAAUUCUUUGCCUCCUCUGGCAUAAAGACACAAUCUGCAAUUGUUACAGCAACAAUAACUCAAUCACUUGACUAAAAAAAUGAAUAUGCGCCAA